This is a messenger RNA of Coregonus clupeaformis (lake whitefish), 2877 nucleotides long. It is a transcript of the gene ar, whose product is annotated as androgen receptor. The transcript is spliced from 8 exons. Lineage: Eukaryota; Metazoa; Chordata; Actinopteri; Salmoniformes; Salmonidae. The coding region runs from base 1 to 2553 and encodes 850 amino acids. The record is from RefSeq and is a predicted model, not a curated record. Gene Ontology annotation, molecular function: DNA-binding transcription factor activity; zinc ion binding; sequence-specific DNA binding. Gene Ontology annotation, biological process: male gonad development; regulation of DNA-templated transcription.
AUGGAGAUUCCGGUUGGAUUAGGAGGAGUUUGUGACUCCCCAAACCUAGUUUUUCUCGGACCUUUCCAAAACGUUUUCCACAACGUGCAAGCACUGCCGAGUAACACGACUGUCACCGAAAGCUUCGAUUUUUGUAGUUCAAAGUACAGUUUUUUGCAGAAUAAACACCCCUGGGAGAUGCGCCAAACGAACCGGCAAUCAUCCCGAAAAGAAAUAUGGUCAGGGACUGCUCGCAAUUCUGAUAUUGAAGUGAGGGAAGAUGACAGCGUUAGUUUUUCCAGAACAUUCGAAUCAGUGGCAAAUCGUAUCCAUUUUGCCAAAAGCUCAACAGGAAACAAAGACGGGUUUUCCUCUUUGAACGAAUCAGACAAUCCAAACGCGAAUGGAUACGGUUCGUGUCGCUCUGGACCGCAAGUCUCCAACACGGAACAACAGUGCUGUCAACCCACUGUGUCCCAUCACGGAAAUGAGUUAAAUCCUAACAAUGACGCCCGUGUGGCGAACAAUUGUUCCAGUUCUGCCUGCACCACAAUCUCAAAAACGGCGAGGGAGCUCUGCAACGCUGUCUCUGUGUCACUGGGAUUAACCAUGGACGCGAAUGAGAUGACUGAUCUGGGACCUAAUCACGCACCAUCCAGUGCAAAUGACCAAAGUCAAGAAAACUAUUUGUUUCAGGUGCCUCUAUUGAAAUGUUCUGGAGCUGGAGAAAACGUCUCCAUAACCGAUUACAAAUGCGCCAGUGAGCGCAAUGCCAGGCCACUACAAAGUGAUAAACAACUAGUUGAGAUGUUUCAACGUUCCCCUGCAAACAACCCUACAGAAGAAGUGGCGACCAUGCAGCACCUUAGCUCCGGACAUCCAUCCACAGAUGAACAGGAGUUUAGACUGAAUGAAAACAGGGAUGACCCGACUUCAAAAGAAACAGAUCAGGCGUCUUAUCAUUUUGACCAACUGUUGCCAGCACACUUGGCACACUUCAGUCAAACCGACUCAGACAGAAACUCGUCUCGUGUGUUCAACAAACUCCCAGCACAUGUCGGUGAAACUGGAGAGACUAUGGAGGACAAAUAUGCUGACUACUUACAACAACAGUACAGUGUCAAGAUCAAAUCUGAGGCCUUUAAUAGGCCUAAUGAACCUGCCGGAACGUCAUGGGGCUUUCAGUACAGGUAUAAUGACAAUGACAAUACACAAUAUGGACCGAGGCAGGGUAUGAAUCCAUACAGUGCGGGACCGGACACUGCGUUCAUCUGUAACCCUUAUGAAUAUGAGAGGGGUGGUGGUCUCGUGCGCAGAGAGCGGCCAACCCCUGAGCAGUGGUACCCGGGCGAGAUGCUAGGGAGGAUGCCCUAUCCCAACUCCCCAUGCCUAAAGAAUGAGGUUGGUGACAGUCUGGAUGUCUCUUACACAGAUGCCAGGUUUGAGGGUGGCAGGGACCACAUGUACCCUAUGGAGUUCUUCUUCCCGCCCCAGAGGACCUGUCUGAUCUGUGCAGAAGAGGCAUCCGGCUGCCACUAUGGAGCGCUCACCUGUGGCAGCUGCAAAGUGUUCUUCAAGAGAGCCGCAGAAGGGAAACAGAAAUACCUGUGUGCCAGCAGAAACGACUGUACCAUCGAUAAACUGAGAAGGAAGAACUGCCCAUCAUGUCGACUGAGGAGGUGUUUUGAAGCUGGGAUGACCCUCGGAGCACGUAAACUGAAGAAGCUUGGACAGCUGAAGAGCCCGGAGGAGGAUCUGCCCACCCAAGGCCCCACUGAUGCCAUCCAGUGCGUCUCUCCUCAAUCUGGCCUGAGCUUCCAUUCCCAGCUGGUGUUCCUUAACAUCUUGGAGUCCAUCGAGCCAGAGGUGGUAAAUGCGGGACACGACCAAGGCCAGCCGGACUCCGCUGCAGCACUGCUCACCAGCCUCAACGAACUCGGGGAGCGCCAACUUGUCAAAGUGGUCAAGUGGGCCAAAGGCUUGCCAGGUUUUCGGAAUCUGCAUGUGGAUGACCAGAUGACAGUCAUCCAGCAUUCAUGGAUGGGGGUGAUGGUGUUCGGCUUGGGAUGGAGGUCCUACAAGAAUGUCAACGGCAAAAUGCUCUAUUUCGCCCCGGACCUUGUUUUCAAUGACCAUCGGAUGCACAUCUCCAGCAUGUUCGAUCACUGCAUACGGAUGAGACACCUCUCCCAAGAGUUUGUCCUGCUGCAAGUCACUCAGGAAGAGUUCCUCUGCAUGAAGGCCCUGCUCCUCUUCAGCAUCAUUCCAGUGGACGGUCUUAAGAGUCAGAAGUACUUUGAUGAAUUGCGGCUGACCUACAUCAAUGAACUUGAUCGCGUCAUUAACUAUGGAAGGAAGUCUAACUGCUCUCAGAGGUUGUAUCAACUCACCCAUCUCAUGGAUUCCCUCCAACCGGUCGUGAGGAAACUCCAGCAGUUUACAUUUGAUCUGUUUGUCCAGGCCCAGUCUCUUCCCACCAAGGUCAACUUUCCAGAGAUGAUUGCAGAGAUAAUCUCAGUACAUUUGCCAAAGAUCCUGGCAGGCUUGGCCAAACCAAUCCUGUUCCACAAGUAGCAAGUAGCAGGAUUUGCCAUCAUACUGAGAACAUCUGAUCCAAGCUGCCUCUAUAUACUUCAGCCAAGGCUCUGUAGUGUUUCCCUUGUAAUGUUUUCUCCCUCUCCUUUUUUUUUAAAUAGCUCAAUGUACCAUUUUUGAAAUCAUUGCAUCAUUACAGUAGUUUAGCCGCUUAUCAGACAUAAUUGAGAUCAUUUUCUCAGAUGGGCUGCAAGGUUUUAGCAUUUAUUUCAAGCGUUGCAAGGUGUCACCUUGUUGACGGCCCAAUCUGUCCUGUAUUUCAAUCUGUCCUGUAUUUCAAGAAAAAUAAAUCACACAAGACUA